Melozone crissalis (California towhee) is the source of this 2301-nucleotide messenger RNA. It is a transcript of the gene SIM1, whose product is annotated as SIM bHLH transcription factor 1. The transcript is spliced from 11 exons. The record is from RefSeq and is a predicted model, not a curated record. NCBI's taxonomy places the organism in Eukaryota, Metazoa, Chordata, Aves, Passeriformes, Passerellidae. Bases 1 to 2301 code for a protein of 766 amino acids. Gene Ontology annotation, biological process: regulation of transcription by RNA polymerase II. Gene Ontology annotation, molecular function: RNA polymerase II transcription regulatory region sequence-specific DNA binding; DNA-binding transcription factor activity, RNA polymerase II-specific; protein dimerization activity.
AUGAAAGAGAAGUCCAAAAAUGCUGCCCGGACUAGACGGGAGAAAGAAAACAGUGAAUUUUAUGAACUGGCUAAAUUACUACCCCUGCCCUCCGCUAUCACCUCUCAGCUGGACAAAGCAUCCAUAAUCAGACUCACUACCAGCUAUUUAAAAAUGAGAGUGGUUUUUCCAGAAGGACUCGGAGAAGCCUGGGGCCACUCCAGUCGAACCAGCCCACUGGAUAAUGUUGGACGGGAACUGGGAUCCCACCUUUUGCAGACUUUGGACGGUUUCAUAUUUGUUGUGGCUCCGGAUGGCAAGAUCAUGUACAUCUCGGAGACUGCCUCGGUGCACCUGGGCUUGUCGCAGGUAGAGCUGACCGGCAACAGCAUUUACGAGUACAUCCACCCCGCCGACCACGACGAGAUGACGGCGGUGCUGACGGCGCACCAGCCUUACCACUCGCACUUCGUGCAGGAGUACGAGAUCGAGAGAUCCUUUUUCCUGAGGAUGAAGUGCGUCCUGGCCAAGAGGAACGCGGGCCUCACCUGCGGUGGCUACAAGGUGAUUCACUGCAGCGGGUACCUGAAGAUCCGCCAGUACAGCCUGGACAUGUCCCCCUUCGACGGCUGCUACCAAAACGUUGGCUUGGUCGCCGUGGGCCACUCGCUGCCCCCCAGCGCCGUGACGGAGAUCAAGCUCCACAGCAAUAUGUUCAUGUUUCGGGCCAGCCUAGACAUGAAGCUCAUAUUCUUAGAUUCCAGGGUAGCUGAGCUAACAGGUUAUGAGCCCCAGGAUCUGAUAGAGAAGACCCUUUACCACCACGUCCAUGGCUGUGACACCUUUCACCUGCGUUGUGCACAUCACUUGUUGCUGGUGAAGGGCCAAGUGACCACCAAGUACUACCGCUUCCUGGCCAAGCACGGCGGCUGGGUGUGGGUGCAGAGCUACGCCACCAUCGUGCACAACAGCCGCUCCUCCCGCCCGCACUGCAUCGUCAGCGUUAACUACGUGCUCACGGACACAGAAUAUAAAGGACUACAGCUCUCCCUGGAUCAGGUCACUGCUACCAAGCCAGCAUUCUCAUAUGCAAAUUCAGCUCCGACCAUUACGGAUAAUAGAAAGGGAAGCAAAUCUCGCCUCUCGAGCACAAAGUCAAAAUCCAGGACAUCACCGUACCCACAGUAUUCCGGGUUUCACACGGAGAGAUCCGAGUCUGACCACGAGAGCCAGUGGGGUGGGAGCCCCCUGACCGACACGGCCUCCCCACAGCUCCUGGAGCCUGCGGACAGAGCGAGCUCCCAGCACCACGACGUCUCCUGUGCCUACAGACAGUACUCAGACCGCAGCGCGCUCUGCUAUGGUUUUGCCCUGGACCACUCCAGGCUGGCUGAUGACAGGCAUUUCCACAGCCAGGCCUGUGAGGGAGGCAGAUGCGAAGCUGGCCGGUAUUUCCUUGGCACGCCGCAGCCGGGAAGGGAGAGCUGGUGGGGCUCUCGCUCAGCCUUGCCUCUGACUAAGUCGUCCCCCGAGAGCAGAGAAGCGUAUGAGAACAGUAUGCCCCAUAUCACGUCAGUGCACAGGAUUCAUGGAAGAGGACACUGGGAUGAGGACAGUGUUGUUAGCUCACCCGAUCCUGGCUCUGCCAGCGAGUCAGGAGACCGAUACCGUACCGAGCAGUACCAGAACAGUCCGCAUGAGCCCAGCAAAAUUGAAACUCUCAUUAGAGCCACCCAGCAAAUGAUUAAAGAAGAAGAAAGCAGGCUACAGCUGCGGAAAACCACUCCUGACCCACUGGUGUCCAUUAAUGGCACAGGGAAGAAGCACGCUAUCUGUUUUGCAAGCUACCCUCAGCAGCAGCUGGCGGCGGACAUUUGCCGCGUGCCAACAGUUGCCAACACUCCUCCCUGUGAACACAUCCAGCAGCGGGAUGGGAAGAUCAUGAGCCCACAUGAAAAUGACUAUGACAACAGCCCCACAGCACUGUCUAGGAUAAGCAGCCCCAGUUCUGACCGAAUAUCAAAAUCUAGUUUGGUACUUGCUAAGGACUACCUGCAUUCAGACAUGUCUCCUCAACAAACCCAAGGAGACCACCCUGCAGCCUCUCCAAAUUAUUACAGCUCCCACAGGCAGUACUUUGAUAAGCAUGCUUACACACUAACUGGAUAUGCCCUGGAGCAUCUAUAUGACACUGAAACAAUUAGAAACUAUUCACUAGGCUGUAAUGGAUCCCACUUUGAUGUGACUUCUCACUUAAGGAUGCAGCAAGAUCCAGCACAAGGACACAAGGGAACAUCUGUUAUAAUAACCAAUGGAAGCUGA